AUGUUCUACCACUACGCCACCGCAGGCUCGCGUACAUUCGCUUUCACAUUGGCCGAGACGGUCAAAGCCCACGACGUAACAUAUGGACUGUCUUUGAACGCCCGUGAACUCAUCCCAGGAGUGGAGACUCUCCUUGGACCCUGCUUCAACUGCAGUCCCAUCAGAGUGCAAUUGCAGCAGAAUUGGACGGUCCGUGACCUCUGUCGGAGCUUACAGGAGAGCUGUACCUUGGCCUCCCGUCACGGAUACGUCGAACUGUCCGACAUCAUUGCUAAUUGCACUGACUGGCCGGCGGGGAGUGACUACGGCUGGUACUUGGAUAAUUUCCCUACGCAAAGUAUUCCAUCGUGCUCGCUCAAUGACGCCGAAGUUUUGCAAUAUUCAAUGGACGGCCGGGGCGAUUUGCCGCAUCAGCUGCGAGUUCGUUCAUUCGUUGAUGAGCGAACCUGGGAAAUACAGGUGCUUACUUCGAGCAAUGUGAUGGGCAAUGAGCAGGCUUCUGUGUUGGCUUCAAUGCUUUUGCAAAUUGGGCAAAGAUUCUCGCAGUCCCCAGAAGUCGCCUUGUCUUCACCCCUUUUGCGCGACGGUUGUGUUGAUGGAGCAGUGGAUGGUGUGGCGUUUUCAGUUGCCCGAGAUGAGAACGGGAUUCGCCAGGAAAUUCCGGUCUGA
This is a messenger RNA of Aspergillus tubingensis, 669 nucleotides long. RefSeq names its product acetyl-CoA synthetase-like protein. The record is from RefSeq and is a predicted model, not a curated record. The transcript is spliced from 2 exons. The coding region runs from base 1 to 669 and encodes 222 amino acids. NCBI's taxonomy places the organism in Eukaryota, Fungi, Ascomycota, Eurotiomycetes, Eurotiales, Aspergillaceae.